UAUAUCCUUAAUUUUGGUGGCAGCUUCAAUACAUUUCCGGCUGAAAACACGUUCUAUUCUGCUUUGCAAAAUAUCUUUUGUGUCGGUUGUGCUAAUAUCAUUGGCAUACAUAACGUAAGAAAAGACCUGCAAGACUCGAUUCCACCAAAACAACGUAAGAAGACGUGUGUGUGUUCAUGUUUUUGUGGUUUUUUUCUCACAGAUAAGCCAAGUUGAUGAGGGUGGUCCAACUACUUACUGGGCUAUGAGGUAAUGUGAUAUUUUUCUUUGUUAAAUCAUGGUUUCAUUGAUAUAUACAAACAACAAACAAGCAAACAAAAUGUAGGAAGAUACUCCAUGGACCGGAAGGAAGUGAUGAUGAGGUUUAGGAGUUGGUAUGUGCUAAGAAAAAAAAGACUAUUUGAUGUAGAAGUAUAUAUGCUUUUGAAUUUCAUAUUACUUUGUAUAGUGUGUGAAUAGUAUGAAGAACAAAUCACAUAUUCCUUUUGGGGUUUUGAUGACAUUUGGAAUUAAUGAGUCCAUCUGCAUAGUUUACAUGUUUAUUAUGUUUUCUUAUAAUUGAAUAAUUUGAUAACUUUUUUUGCUGGUUCUAGCUACUAGUAAUAAGUUUUAUACUUCCUCCCGUUUCUAAAAACUCCAUAUUUUAGAAUUUUUACACUUAUUAAAAAAAAUAUCAAAUUUUAGUUACUAAUACAUUAUUUUCCGUAUCAACUAUUUUCUACAAGUUUUCACUAAUAGAAAUUUAAUAAAUAAAAUUAUGUUUUUUGAAGUUUACAAUUUACAUUUAAUUCAUGAAAAUAUGAAAAAUGUAUUUUUUUUUAAACAAAUUUUUUUUUCUAAAACAUGGAUAUUUUAGGAACGGAGAGAGUAUUUGUCACUAUAGAUUACACAUCAAUGGCGGUUUUGUGCUACUUAAUGCAUGUGUCAUAUAUAUUAUAUCGCAAAUAACAUUGAAUCUUCAAAUUCAUUAAGACGAGCUCAAAGACGACAAAGAGGCAUUGAUAAACACCAUAAAAGAUUAGUUCCUUCACGGUACCCAUAACAAUCAUAUUUACAUCUCUUGAAAAGUACAUUAUUCAUUAAAAAACACCAAAAAAAAAAAAAUCGGAACCUCUGAAUACUCAUCUUUUACUGAAAAGUGGUAAUUUACCACAAAAAAAGUCGCUAUUAGUAUCUUUGUCUUAUCUCGAAAUGGUUGAAUUUUUCUACCAAAAUACAAGUUGAUAAUAACAGAAAAAUUUAGCUAUGUCUAUUUUCCCUCUUAUGGUGAAUUUAUAUCCUUCAUCUAUAAUUAAAAAUUUAAAAUCCCAAGAAUAAGAUUUCAAACUUCAAAGUAAAAUGAAAUAAUUUUAUAAAUAAAUCGGCUUUUGCAUUUGAUUUCACUUUGAAAAAUAAUUGAUGAAGAAGUAAGUAAAUUGUACAGCCCAAAGCCCACCCAAAGGCCGAAACGUUGACUUAGUCUUAACUACUUUUUAUCUCUCUCGAAAAUGGCUUAAUACUUUAUGAAAUUCAUGUAACACCCCCUCAAUGUGGAUUCAAUUGAUCUCAAACAAACUAUUUCCGUCAAAAACCAAAUUAUUGCUCUCCUUUUUCUUCUUCUUGAUAUUUGGUUAAAGCGUAAUAUAAAACCCUCUCCCUCCCGCUCUCCUCCCGUCUCCAAAACAAGAUCAUCUUUUGGUUCCAAGACUCUCUCUCUCUGACUUCUCAUCUCCCGCCGUGUCACCGCCUCUGAGUCACCAUCUCCGGCCACUUCUUCUCUAGACUCAAUCAUGACCUUGUGAGAGUAGUCUCCAGAUUGGUGGAAGAUGGGAAGAGUGUUCGUGAUAGAACUCGAGGGAGCAGUGUAUACAUGCAAAAAGUGCCACACACAUCUCGCACUCCCCAGUGAUAUCAUCUCUAAGAAUGGUCGUCACGAAUAUGAGUUCUCUAAACUCUUCAAUACAUUUCUGGCUGAAAGAACGGUGAAAGAGAUCUUUUGUGUCGUUUGUUCCAAUGAGAUCGGCAUUUAUGGCGUAACUGAUCCAAAUACUUACUGGGUUAUGAGGGCCGAACUCCAUGGACCGGAAGGAAGCGAUGAUGAGGUUUAGGAGUUGGUAUGUGUCAA
This is a messenger RNA of Brassica napus (rape), 2104 nucleotides long. RefSeq names its product protein yippee-like At3g08990. The record is from RefSeq and is a predicted model, not a curated record. The coding region runs from base 1806 to 2087 and encodes 93 amino acids. NCBI's taxonomy places the organism in Eukaryota, Viridiplantae, Streptophyta, Magnoliopsida, Brassicales, Brassicaceae. The transcript is spliced from 6 exons.